AUGGACGAUGCCAUAUCGAACCUUGGAGGCGGCGGCUUGUCUAAACCAUGGCUUGCAAACUUGGCGAAUUGUCUCAAUUAUGCCUUCAGCUUCCUCAUCACUCUUGCUGGUGGUCCGUUGAUCAACAAGAUCGGUAUCAAAUGGUCAUGCUUCAUCGCGGCGCUCUCGAUGCCUCUCGGAGCGUCGUCAUAUUACACGAAUGCAAAGUUCGACAAUGAAUGGUAUCUUCUCACCGCCAAUCUCGUCAAAGGCAUCGCUGGUGGGUUUCUCUACGUUGCCGAGUCCACGGCUAUGAUGUCGUACCCUAGGCUAGAGGAUCGAGGGUUCUACCUAGGCAUAUGGACCGCCAUGCGGAACUCGGGCAGCGUGAUUGGCGGCGCAAUCAAUUUCUCGACAGAUUCCGAGAAAUCGUCAGCAGGUGGGAUCGCCACGUCGACAUACCUGAUCUUUCUUGCCAUCCAGUGUACAGGCGUCAUCUGGGCACUGCUACUAUCACCAACAAGAGUGAUACGACGUCGGGACGGUCAAAAGGUACCAAUGGCUGAGAUGAUCUCGUGGAAACAAGAGUUCAAAGCUCUCUGGCGGUUCAUGCAACGAAGAACGUCUUUGUAUAUGCUUUUGCCCGCCUUCUACUCCUUCUUCUGUGGUGGCACGUUUGGCACCUAUCUAUCACUUCACUUCUCCGUCCGCGCACGAGCUUUGUCGUCCCUUCUUGUCCCGACGAUUGUCAUCCCAUCGGUGCUGCUCUUUGGCAAGUUACUGGAUGCUCAGUGGAUCCCACGACAGCGCCGCGCCUGGCUUUCCUUCCUCUUAUGGGCUGUCCCACAGGGUGGAUGCUUGAUCUGGGUCGCCGUUGAGUACAAGAUACUCGGAUCCAAGACAGCUUUGGACUACGAGCUAAACACCACACCAUGGGCUAGGGCUUACAUGCCAUAUCUCAUCAUGUUCGUGGGGUGCUACUGGACACAGCUCUCAUUGUACUGGAUCCUCAGCGCAACCUCCCGAGAUGUUAAGGAGUCCGCGCGCGCGGGUGGUAUGUUCCGUGCUGCUGAAACGGCGGGUCAGGCAAUAUCCUACGGUCUCAGCUCUGCCAGCGGCAUCGCUGUAACGAUCCCGCUUUACGUCCAUUGUGGCAUCUGGAUUUUGACCAUGCCCUCCAUGGUCAUGCUGAUCCAUUCAAUGCCGGCAGAAUCGUCGACCGAGAUCAAUGGUCUUGACAGAGUGGAUGAGAUUGAGGGAGUCAGAGACGCUCAGAUAGCCAAAGUGUGA
This is a messenger RNA of Recurvomyces mirabilis, 1269 nucleotides long. RefSeq lists its product as uncharacterized. Gene Ontology annotation, biological process: transmembrane transport. Lineage: Eukaryota; Fungi; Ascomycota; Dothideomycetes; Mycosphaerellales; Teratosphaeriaceae. The transcript has 6 exons. Gene Ontology annotation, molecular function: transmembrane transporter activity. The coding region runs from base 1 to 1269 and encodes 422 amino acids. The record is from RefSeq and is a predicted model, not a curated record.